This is a messenger RNA of Colletotrichum navitas, 1938 nucleotides long. Its product is annotated as Alpha/Beta hydrolase protein. The record is from RefSeq and is a predicted model, not a curated record. Gene Ontology annotation, molecular function: serine hydrolase activity. The coding region runs from base 101 to 1711 and encodes 536 amino acids. The transcript has 3 exons. NCBI's taxonomy places the organism in Eukaryota, Fungi, Ascomycota, Sordariomycetes, Glomerellales, Glomerellaceae.
CACCUCCACGGCACCUCAAUUCAGACAGAUGUAAUUGCGACAACACCUUGGUCACGUAACCUUGCGCAGCGGAAUUCCAAUCACAAAAGAAACAACUGCAAUGGGCAACAAUAUUUCGUAUCAAGAGACGCCAGUUGAGCUCAGCUUGGGCAACCGAGGCACGAUUCGUGGUCUCCAACUCGACAAGAAGUCCCGUCGCUUCACUGGAGUCCCCUACGCCCUACCGCCUACUGGAGAACACAGGUGGCGCAAAGCGCGACCAUUGCCCGCCGAUUACACUUACGCCGAUGCCAGUGGAGGCGCCUACGAUGCGACAAAGUUUCGAGCAGUUUGCCCCCAGAAGGUCUGGAGCGUCGUGAAGCCUGAUGGUGGAAAAAAUGUUUACAGUGAGGACUGUUUGUUUGUCAACAUAUGGACUCCGGUGCCAGCAGAGGGCGAGGAGAACAAAAAAUGGCCUGUACAGCUUUGGAUCCACGGGGGCUGGUUCCAGAUAGGUGAUCCCUCGCACGAACCAGGGAUGGAUGCGACGGAGCUGAUCACCACGGGCGGGCUGAACUCAAUUGUUGUAGCCAUCGGAUACCGUCUCAACAUCUUUGGGUUUCUUGCCGGAGAUGCUCUCCUGGACGACAACAACGGCGAAGCGGGCGGCAACUUCGGUUUGUGGGACCAACGAGCUGCUGCAGAAUGGGUAAGAGAUAACAUCACCUAUUUUGGGGGAGACCCAGGAAACAUCACCCUCGCCGGCCGAAGUGCUGGUGCCUACAGCGCCGAGGCUCAGAUGUUGUACGAUUUCCGCAAGCCUGGAGACAGUUCCUCUUUGUACAGUCGCAUUUUCAUGGACUCCAACGCCAUUCCCGCCCAACCAAAGUCUCUCGCUGAGGUGCAAGGCCAGUUUGACGAGCUGUGCAACCAUUUUGAGAUUGACACAAGUGUUCCAAACAAUCAAAAAUUGGCAAUCCUACGGGAAAAGAGCGUGCAAGACCUUCUGGGGGCGAUCCCUCACCUCAAAAACCAUACCUUCCGGCCAGUGACGGAUGACAUUUUUAUCCACUCUGGCAUGGUAGAGUAUCUACAAAGCAAGGAAUUCGCGGAUGAGUUCAAGAAGAGAAAAUAUAAGAUUCUCAUUGGCGAGGUGCUUAACGAAGAAACGCUAUACGCGUCCUACAACCCCCCGACCGAGCCGACCCUCGAUGCUCUUCGGCUGCAGAUAUCAAACUACUAUGCACCAGAUGUUACGGACCGCGCCAUUCAGCAGUAUACACUUCCAAAUUCAAGCAAUUUAGAGGACUGGCAAAACAUAUUUGGUUUGAUAACUGCAGAUGGACAGGUGCGCGCACCCUCCAGGCUGCUUGUCAAAGCACUAGUGGACAACGGUGUCAACAUGGAAGAUGUGUGGCGGUACCAGAUUGCUUACAGACUGUCCUUCAUUGAUGAAAAAGUUGCUCCGGCAUCUUUUGGAGUAUCUCAUGCCAUGGAUAGGCCCAUUUGGAACUUCGCAAUUUGUCAUGGUCCAACCCUAAUUGAGGAAGUCCUGAUGAAGGACUGGAUUAGAAUCCUAGUGGCUUUCAUGAACAACGGGGAAAAUUACGAAUUCGGAACAAAGUCGGCUCAAGAAAUGAAGGUCAUGACUCCUGAAGGAAACAUCGAGAUUCGUCAGGACAAGCGGUGGAAUGAGCUCGUGAAUCUGGGCAAGAUAUUUGCUGGCAAGUAAGCCAAUGCUGUUUUGAUUCAACUGUCAUAUGGAAGGCAGUUCGCAUCCUUCGACCCUUGAUCGGACCUUCAGAUGCUUGUAGAUGAUUGUGUCAAAACGUUCAAGCCAGGUCUAGUUGAGCGGCUCAGCUUUGUUAUCAAUGCAUGUUUAUUGACAAGAGACUUCCUAGCUCCCUUCAAUGGAAGGAGUACGGGCGCGAAUAACAGUGCUGUUAUUCCACUGGUAGC